UUAGCUGCAGACUGCAGAAGAACCAGAAGCAACAGAGAGGUGCAGAAAGAGAGAGAAAGAAAGAGGGAGAGAGAGUAAAGGAAAGAGGUGGGCAUGCAACACCAUAAUCAGAACCAUUAGUUGUAUCCAUGUACAGAAGAUUCUGCAGCUCAAUGGUCCCUGAAAUAAAUAUACCUACUCACUCAGUCACUCACUCACACUCUUCCACUCCAAACCCCUCUCUCUCUCUCUCUCUCCUCUUCUCUGCUUCUCUCUCUUAGCAAACACACCUGCUUCCCCUGUUUCCCUCUGAACUCUGAACCUGUCUCUCGUUAGUCUCUUCACAAACAAAGUUUUUUUGCUUCUGCUUGAAACUUUUCCUUUCUUUGUUGUUGUUGUUGUUUUGGUUUUUGCUUGUUAUUACAGUGUUAUUAUGAGUGGAAGGAACAGGUUUCCCUUCACAGCAUCACAGUGGCAAGAGCUGGAACACCAAGCUCUCAUCUUCAAGUACAUGGCUUCUGGGAUCCCCAUCCCUCCUGAUCUUCUCUUCACCAUCAAAAAUUCCUACUUGGACUCUUCACUUUCCUCCAAGCUAUUGAUCCCUCAACAUGUAGGGUGGAACUGUUUCCAAAUGGGGUUGGGGAAAAAAAUAGACCCGGAGCCCGGGAGGUGCAGAAGAACAGAUGGGAAGAAAUGGAGGUGUUCAAAGGAGGCGUUUCCGGAUUCAAAAUACUGUGAAAGACACAUGCAUAGAGGGAAGAACCGUUCAAGAAAGCCUGUGGAAGUUUUCAAGUCACCAACAACUUCUGCAUCACAAACACCAAUCUCAUCAUCAUCAUCAAUCACACACAAGAAUAACCUCUCCAAUAUGAUCACGACUACUAGUACACAAACACAAACACCCAACUCUAAUAACUCCCUUUCUUCAGUAUCUUAUGACUCCCAAAACCGCCAUAAUCUCCAAUACCCUUGUUACAAUAACUCUUUGGUUUAUCAUCAUCAUCCCCACCACACAUCUUCUUCUAGGCCUCAUCAUGGUAUGAUUGGUUUGCCAUCUCAAGACAGCAAUACAUCCUUGCUUUUUGACUCGGACUUAAGAAAUAGGUAUCAUCAUGUGUAUGGAAUGAGAGAGGUUGAUCGUGAUGAUCAUGACCAUGAACAUGAACAUGCUUUUUUCUCGGAAGAACCUUCUUCAGGGACUAUUACGAGGGGAUUUUCAUCCAUGGAUGAUUCUUGGCAACUCACGCCAGUACUAUCAAUGAGUUGUUCAUCUUCUUCUUCUUCGAAGCAGAGAAGUACUUGCUCUGGUUUGCAGAACGAGCAUUCUUAUUUGCAGCUUCAGAGUGCUUCUACACAAGCUUAUUAUAAGCAACAAGAGCAUUGUGAUCUGAAAAAGGUUGAGAGAAAAGAAGAAAUUGCUCAGAAGACCAUUCACUUCUUUGACGAAUGGCCAGUGAAGGAAAAGGACUCGUGGCUUGACUUGGACGACAAAUCUUCCAACAGUGGAUCUGUUUCCACAACACAGCUCUCCAUUUCGAUUCCCAAUACGAACUCUUCUUCAUAUGACUUCCCAAUCUUUGGUUCCAGGAUCCAUAAUGGUGAUUGAUUGAGUUUCCUGUACUGGGUUCCUGAGAGAAAUGCCAAAUUGUACUUAAACUGGUGGGGCUUCUUUUAUUUUAUUAUUGUAUUUUAUUUUUUGUGCGAGGUUAAAGGA
Molecule: messenger RNA, 1693 nt
Organism: Morus notabilis
Lineage: Eukaryota; Viridiplantae; Streptophyta; Magnoliopsida; Rosales; Moraceae
Product: growth-regulating factor 6
Exons: 4
Coding region: 413-1585 (390 amino acids)
Biological process (GO): regulation of DNA-templated transcription; DNA-templated transcription; developmental process
Cellular component (GO): nucleus
Molecular function (GO): ATP binding
Source: RefSeq, a predicted model, not a curated record